This is a messenger RNA of Erpetoichthys calabaricus (reedfish), 3291 nucleotides long. It is a transcript of the gene vps35l, whose product is annotated as VPS35 endosomal protein sorting factor like. Lineage: Eukaryota; Metazoa; Chordata; Cladistia; Polypteriformes; Polypteridae. The transcript is spliced from 31 exons. Bases 63 to 2966 code for a protein of 967 amino acids. The record is from RefSeq and is a predicted model, not a curated record. Gene Ontology annotation, cellular component: endosome. Gene Ontology annotation, biological process: endocytic recycling.
AGUCGCGAAGUGACAGGCGAAGUCGAUUGCGCAUGCGUCCGUUGGAGUGCCACUAAAGUCACAUGAUUGUCAAGAUGGCUUCAGUGCACUGGCACUCUCAGACUAGACAAUACCAGUUAGAGAAGGAGUCCCUUCGACUUGAGGCUGUACCUGUGGAAUUUGGAGAUUAUCAUCCUCUUAAACCAAUCACUGUAACUGAUUCCAAAACCAGGCGGACUGGGCGCAAGGGGAGCACCUCGUCUUCUUCAUCUUCUUCUAGCUCUGCCCCUGAUCCACUCAGUUCAAUUCUAGAUGGUUCUGAUCCCUUGUCUGUUUUUGCUGCUGCAGUGACUGACCCUCUCAGUGCCAGAAUUAGUGCUGGGGAGUCUGGAAACAGGAAGCAAGACAAAGAUGAUGAAACUGUUGUGGGGACUGAUUUUGAACCAUGGUCUGGGAAACGAAGUGAGAUCUUGGCAAGAUUCACCACUACAGAGAAGCUUUCCAUUAAUUUGUUUAUUGGAUCAGACAAAGGGAAAGCACCCAGUCCAAGCUCAGCAGUGUCUGAGAAGGUGCGGACACGACUGGAAGAAUUGGAUGACCUUGAGGAGGGAUCCCAAAAGGAGAUGCUCAAUCUCUCUCAGCAAGAUUAUGUAAAUCGCAUUGAGGAACUCAACCAAAAUCUUAAGGAAGCCUGGGCUUCUGACCAGAAGGUAAAGGCUCUGAAGAUUGUUAUUCAGUGCUCCAAACUCCUGUCAGACACAACAGUCAUACAGUUUUAUCCCAGCAAGUUUGUUCUAAUAACAGACAUACUGGACACUUUUGGACGACUGGUUUAUGAUAGAAUCUGGUCAAUGUGCUCAGAUACCCAACUUCUUCCUGAUUCUUUCUCAUCUGAUGAUGUGAAUGAUACUGCCAGAGAGACUUGUCUUAACUGGUUCUUUAAAAUUGCCUCUAUUAGAGAACUUAUCCCCAGGCUAUAUGUGGAGGCUGCAAUUCUGAAGUGCAACAGAUUCCUUUCGAAAAUGGGAAUACAGGAAACACUUCCACGACUGACAGCCAUGAUCAGAGGAAUUGGAGACCCCCUGGUGGCUGUGUAUGCUCGUGCCUACCUAUGCAGAGUUGGAAUGGAGGUGGCCCCUCAUAUAAAAGAAAGCUUGAAUAAGAACUUCUUUGAUCUUCUUACAACCUUCAAACAAAUUCAUGGGGAUUCAGUGCAGAACCAACUUGUGAUGCAGAGUGUUGAAAUUCCAGUUUACCUGACCCUAUAUUCACCUGCUAUUGAUUGGAUCAUGCAAUGUCUGGCUUACAGAGCUCCCGAGGCUCUGCUUACAGAGAUGAUGGAGAGAUGCAGAAAGCUGGGAAACAAUGCUUUAUUGUUGAAUUCGAUUAUGUCAGCUUUCCGUUCUGAGUUUAUAGCAGCUAGAGCCAUGGACUUCAUCAUGAUGAUCAAGGAGAGUGAUGAAGCUGGUUUCCCUAAGCAUCUCCUCUUCAUCUCACUUGGAAGGAGCCUGGCCUGUGCUGAUCCCCCUGAGAAUGAUCGCUUGACUGUUUUGAAUGAAGCUUGGAAGGUCAUCACUAAAUUACGCAGCCAGCAGGAUUACAUCAACUGUGCAGAGACAUGGGUGGAGUAUACGUGCCGCCACUUUACAAAACGUGAAGUCAACACAGUGCUUGCUGACAUCAUCAAACAUAUGACUCCUGAUAGAGCGUUCGAAGAUGCGUACCCACAGCUGCAGUCUGUUAUCAGGAAGAUUUUGAUGUACUUCCAUGACUUUUCUGUGCUGUUCUCUAUGGAACGUUUCCUGCCUUUCUUAGACAUGUUUCAAAGAGACAGCAUCAGAGUAAAUGUGUGCCAGGCUAUUAUGGAGGUCUUCAUCAGACACCAACAGGAACCAACGCGGGACCCGGUCAUCCUUAAUGCCCUGAUGCAUGUGUGCAAGACAAUGCAUGACUCUGUAAAUGCCCUUACAUUAGAUGAUGAGAAGAGAUCUAUUGCUGGACUGAUAAAUGGCUUUAUCAGAAUGGUUUCAUUUGGUCGUGAUUUUGAGCAACAGCUUAGUUUCUGUGUGGAGGCCCGGGCCACUUUUUGCAAUCUGGAGACUGUGCUGUCACAACUUAUACAUAGUGUAAACCAACUGGCUAUGGCAACACAUAGGGUGGUGAAGGGGUCACACUCCCGCAAGACUGCUGCCUUUGUACGGGCAUGUGCCGCAUAUUGUUUCAUUACAAUACCCUCGCUCACUGGCAUCUUUAACAGACUUGUACUAUACCUCCACUCUGGCCAGAUAGCACUUACUAAUAACUGUCUGUCUCAAGCUGAUGCCUUUUUCAAAGCUGCCAUCAGCCUGCUACCAGAUGUUCCCCGUUUGGUACUUGUAGAAGGAAAACUGCGACCUUCAGAAGGUUUCCUAAUAGAAUUUCUUCAAAACUUUCUUUCUACACUGCUUGUAGUGCCGGAUCAUCCAGAACAGGGAGUGUUAUUUCUUGUUCGUGGUUUACUCAACAUUGUUCAAGAUUACAAUUGGGAAGAUACUAAUGAUGCAAAACUUCGUAUCUAUAUUAGUGCCUUACCACUUCUUGCAGCCAUGAGCCAGGAUAAUUUCCUGUAUCGCAUCAACAAAGUUGAAUCCAAUGAAACACUUUAUGGAGGAGAUCCUAAAUUUGUUGCCGAAAUCAACAAGUUAUGUGAUACUCUUAUUGACCAGAUCCUAGACCACCUAAAGAAUUUGGGAAAAGAUGAGGCUUUUCAAAGACAAAGUUCCAUUGCCAUUAUGCUUUUGAACACUAUCUUGACUCAUGGAGAUCUGCGGAACAACCGUCUAAAUCAAAUGGUCGUCAAUCUGUGGAAUUUAGCCCAGAAGUAUGGCUAUGCAGAUACACGGGCAAUGGUCAAAAUACUGGAAUUUAUCAAAUUACAAGGCCAGAAGACAGACAUGCGCCACUUUUCUGAACUGGCUCUACGGCUGCCUUUACAGUCUAGAACGUGAAGCUAACGACACUCUUAGUCCUAGCGGAUCAAGUUCAUGUUUGCAAGAAGAUGCAGACAGUAUCUCAUGAAGGAUCGCCACCUUCAGAUGUGCACAGUCAGUGAAUACGGUUGAUUAUGGAAGGUCCAGUACUCAUUUCUGUCCUCAGCUGAUCAGGUUUGUUAUAGCAAGUGGAUUUGUGCUCAUCAUGUAAUUUGAAUAUCCCACCUUGGCUUUGUGACAUUAUUACUAACUACUCUCUUCUGGAGGAUCAGCACAGAAUUACCUUAUGGUUGAAAAAUUCAGUAUUGAAUUCACUUAAUGAAAGAGAUGUGUUUCAUUUAAA